Molecule: messenger RNA, 2175 nt
Organism: Penicillium canariense
Lineage: Eukaryota; Fungi; Ascomycota; Eurotiomycetes; Eurotiales; Aspergillaceae
Product: cytochrome monooxygenase aflU
Exons: 9
Coding region: 1-2175 (724 amino acids)
Molecular function (GO): monooxygenase activity; heme binding; iron ion binding
Source: RefSeq, a predicted model, not a curated record
AUGGCGGGUCCACUUAUUUGGGGAGCCAGUGGUCUUUUGAUCUACCUUACCGCCAAAAGCAUCUACCGACUAUAUUUCCACCCCCUUAGGAAGAUUCCGGGACCAAGACUAGCAGCUAUUAGCAGCUAUUAUGAAUUCUACUUCAAUGUCAUCCACAGAGGAACAUUCAUAUGGCAUCUCGAGGGAUUACAUCAAGCCUACGGGCCCAUUGUUCGUGUCAGCCCGCGCGAGGUACACAUUAAGGAUCCCAACUACUAUGACGAGAUUUAUGCUUCCAGUGGCCGAAGGCGAGAGAAAGAUCCAGCUGUAGUCGGCCGGUUUGAUAUCCCCGGUUCCUCCUUUUCUAGCAUCACACCCGAGACCCAUCGGCAACGCCGAGCGCCGGUGGAGAGAUUCUUUUCAAAGGCAGCAAUAACAAAGUCCGAGAGUACAAUUCAGUACUGCUUGGAUAAACUGGUCCAACAUAUUGAGCGUGCUUAUCAUUCUCACAAGGUGAUUAGUCUUGAUGCGGGCUUCUCUGCGAUGACAUCAGACAUCAUCCACCAAUAUGGUCAUACAAACCAUCAUGAACGCACUCCCCCCUCCGUGGUGAAACGUAUCAACCCGUACGCACUCGCUCUGAAGGAUCAAAAGGAUGAUAUCCGGAGACGGGUCCAGGAAGUUCUUUCUGGCCAGAAAAGUGAAAGUGGCUCUAUAAUUGAAAAGCUCUCUAGUCUCGAUAUGCCGGGGCAUGUUCGGGAUCUUGACCACCUCACUGAUGAAGGAUUUGCACUGGUAAUUGGAGGCACCGAGAGAACUGCCAGGUCUCUUUCAUAUGGCUUCUACCACCUCCUUAGUGAGCCACAUGUGCAAACGAAAUUACGCCAAGAACUGCGGUCAUUGAUGCCGAUGCCCGACUCGAAGCCUACGUGGAAUGAGCUCGAGCAGUUACCGUAUUUGACUGGAGUUGUUUUAGAGACUCUCCGUCUCUCGACAGGAAUCGCUAGUCGAUCCCCCCGCAAUGCGCCUACAGAAACUUUAGUGUACAAUGACUAUACAAUCCCACCCAAUACUCUUAUUAGUCAAACGAACUAUUUUGUCCUUGUAGACCCAAACAUAUUCCCCGAUCCGCAUGCCUUCGACCCCGAAAGAUGGACCCGAGCUGCCGCCAAGGGUGAGCGAUUAGAUCGGUACCUGGUUAAUUUCUCCAAAGGCAGUCGUAAUUGCCUGGGCAUGAACCUUGCCUACGCAGAAUUGUAUCUUGCUAUCGCGAUCCUUAUUCGCCGAUUCGACCUCGAGUUGUUCGAGACGACGAAGAAGAAUAUUGAGUUCGCACGCGACUUUGGGACUCCAUUCCCUGAUGAAGGAAACUAUAGCAUUCGGGUUUUGGUGAAAGGAAUUGUUGAGGAUGCGGGUAAGGAAGAGGCGUGCCGGUCGGUUAGCGGACACGGCCGCCUGAAUAUCAGUUCAGCAUAUUCUUGGUCCGUUCAAUUAGCCAGUGGAGCUUUUAAGGCGCCCACCCGACGACAAUUAUUCGCGUCAGUGACAUUUCACGAUUUCUGGGAAGAUACUCGAACCUCACACUUGACACUUCUUGCCCCUUCACAUCCCACUCUACCGACUUCGAUCAACUCGACCAACUCCAUCUACUCCAUCUACUCCAUCAAGAUGCCUUCCGACGCGCACGUCAAGGCAGCUCUGGCUCUCAUCAAGAGCGAUACUUCCAAGCUGCUGGGCCUGACCGUGGGUGAUCACAAGAAUGUCCAGCCGGGCCAGUUCAUUCCUCGCGCUGACGCUCAGUCCCCUCCCGAGCUCUCGUUCGCCGGCCUUGACUCGAGCAAGACCUACCUUGCCGUGGGCCUCGAUAUCGACGCGCCGUUUCCAUCAUUUGGGGUCCUCGGACCUAUUCUGCACUGGAUUCAGCCUGGUAUGAAGGUCACUGAGUCUGGCACUCUCACCACCACCGUUCCCUUCGUCGCCAACUACAUCGGCCCCGCACCGCCCCCAGGUAGCUCGCCCCACCGCUACAUCUUCUUCCUCUAUGAAGAACCAGCUGGCUUUGAUGCAAAGGCACAUGCUCCUCCUAACGGCCAGAAAAUGGGUAACUGGAACCGCACACGCUACGACUUUGAUGCCUUUGCCAAAAGGAUCAACCUCGGCUCCAUUGUGGCUUCCAAUUAUUUCACCAGCAACUAG